Gadus morhua (Atlantic cod) is the source of this 1337-nucleotide messenger RNA. Its product is annotated as putative nuclease HARBI1. NCBI's taxonomy places the organism in Eukaryota, Metazoa, Chordata, Actinopteri, Gadiformes, Gadidae. The record is from RefSeq and is a predicted model, not a curated record. The transcript is spliced from 4 exons. The coding region runs from base 66 to 1097 and encodes 343 amino acids.
GACCUACUCUGAGUUUGUUGUCUAUAAGGCUGAAGGCAGCUCUCCGACAGAAGGAAGUGUUAGAAAUGGCAUGUCCUUUUCUAAGAGAGCCCGUGGACGUAGAGGCUGCGAUCCUCAGAAGGAAUCUCCGUGAGGAACGAUUAUUAAGACCCCGUUUGGAUAUACUUUCUUUUCCUGAUCAUUUUCUUCACGAGCGCUAUCGUUUUUCAGCGCAAUCUAUCAUUUAUUUAGACAAACUUCUCAGCCCCCAUGUUAAGUGUCAAACGCACCGGGGGCAUGCUUUAAGUUCAAUUCAAAUUAUUUGUGUCGCACUCCGUUUUUUGGCAAACGGCAGCUUUCUUUACAACGUCGGUGACGCCGAGCACAUUUCAAAGGCAACCGUGUGUCGGUCUGUCAGAAAUGUGACUUUGGCACUUAAACGUUUUCUUUACACGUUUGUUAUGUUUCCAAGUCACCGACCUAUAAGAACAAUCAAGGAAGAGUUCUACAGAAUUGCAGAUUUUCCGGGUGUCAUCGGGUGCAUCGAUGGAACUCAUAUUCCUAUUAAAGCUCCUUCAGUGCAUGAAGGAGACUAUGUUAAUAGGAAGUCCUUCCACAGCAUCAAUGUGCAGGUUGUAUGUGAUGCCAGAAACAUCAUCACCCAAGUGGAGGCAAAGUGGCCGGGGUCUGUGCAUGACGCACGCAUAUUUCGGGAGUCUAAUUUGAGCACUCGCUUUGCCAUUGGAGAGUUCGACGGUCAUGUUUUAGGUGACAGAGGGUACCCCUGCCAGCCUUGCCUUCUGACCCCGUAUGCCGAUCCCGUGCCAGGACCACAGCAGCGCUACAACCUGGCGCAUAUGAGGACGAGAGCCAGGGUUGAAAACACUUUCGGGAUCCUGAAGGCAAGAUUCCAGUGCCUCAAAAUGCUGCGAGUCACACCAGAAAGGGCAUGUGAUAUAAUAAUUGCAUGUGUGGUUCUUCACAACAUCGCGAUUUGGAGAGGGGAAAAUUGCCCACCUGCAGUUGCAGAUGAGCAGCCCAUAAACCCAAACCAUGCCAUGGAUCCACAGGACGGAAGGGUGGUUAGAGAUAGACUCUGCCAAAAUCAUUUUGUUUGAGUUUUCUAUGUAGGCCUAGUUAAAUGUAUUUUAUUAUUUCCGAAAUGUUUUCUUUGGCAUUCUUUCGCCUUCCUGUAUAAUAAUAAAUUUAAUUUAGAGGCGCCUUUCAAGACACCCAAGGUCAAGUUUGUAUGAUAGUAAACUCGUGUGACAGUCCCAGCCUCUGGUAGGGGGUGACACUGUUCAACAAAAUAACUUGUCCCACCACAGCCCGUGUUCUAAUAAAGACAUUCUACUUUU